Molecule: messenger RNA, 1755 nt
Organism: Blepharisma stoltei
Lineage: Eukaryota; Ciliophora; Heterotrichea; Heterotrichida; Blepharismidae
Source: the annotation of a GenBank genome assembly
AUGUUUUCUGCGGCUGUCAGAGGAUUCAGAAGCUCAUCUAUCUUACUAUCGAAAAAAGAUUUUUAUAAGAUUUUAGGUGUACCUCGUAAAGCCACCCAAGCACAAAUAAAGCAAGCUUAUUUUAGCCUUGCUAAAAAGCAGCACCCAGAUAUAAAUAAAUCCCAUGGCUCGCAUUCUAAAUUUUCAGAUAUAAACAACGCAUAUGAAACUCUAGGCGACAGAAAAAAAAGAAGAGAUUAUGACAAUGGUCAAACUGAAGAACCAAAAGUUUACCAAGAAAAAAAGAAAAGAAAGAAUUCUCAAAAAUAUCAAGAUUCUUUUGAAGAUGAUUUAUUUUAUGAUUUCAACCCCGGCUAUAUGAAUGAUGUAUUUAUUGAUAUUGAUGAAUUCGAUUUUGAAGAAAUUUUUACCUUUGAUAAAAAAAGAAAAUCAAAUAUCAAAAAAAAAGGAGACGAUAUAUGGAUUGAUCUUGAUAUUAGCUUCUUAGAUGCUGUACAUGGAACUGAUAAAGUAAUUAAAAUCCAAAGGCAAAGUGUUUGCAAUAAAUGCCAAGGCGGAAGGAUUGCUGAAGAGAGGGGAAUUUUUGAAUGUUAUGAAUGUAUGGGGUUAGGAGUGAUUCAUUAUCAGAAUGGAAUGAACCUAUUCGAGCAGGAGUGUCCAAAAUGCAAUGGGACUGGACAAUAUGUUAACUCCCCCCCUCCAUGAGUGAAUAAAAAUUUUUUUCACUCACGGAGAUGGUUAAUUUUUUUUUUUUAAAAAAAUUUAUAUAUAAAUUUAAAUAGAAAAUUUUUUUUAGAAAUUUAAAAAAAUCCGAAUUCGCAAAUAUUAAUUUAAUUUAUAAAAUUUAUGUUUUAAAACGCAAUUUGUUUAAAAUUAAACAGAAUUAGCUCUAGAUUUCAUUAUACUAAUUAUAACUUAUAUAUCAAUUUUUUUUUUCCAUAAAAAAUUUUUCUAUUAAAAAGAUUUUGUUCACUCAUGGAGGGUGGGUUUUUGAGCAAAAAAUAGGGAUUUUUCUAAUGGUUUUGUUCACUUACGGAGGGGGGAGCAAGAAUAAAUGUAAAUCAUGCAAUGGGAAGCGGGUUAAUCAAACACAGAGUAUUGAUAAAAUAUCGAUACCAAAAGGAGUAGGAACAGGGCAGACUAUUAAGAUACCUAAAAAAGGGAAUUUCAAUAGUUAUGGGAACAAUCCAGGUGAUUUGUUUGUGAGGCUUACUGUGGGGAGUCAUCCAACAUUUAAAAGAUCUGGAUAUGAUAUUAUUUCUGAUGUUGAUAUCACAAUAUCUCAAGCAGUUUUAGGAUCUAUAAUAGAAGUCGACACAUUGUAUGGAAAAUUAAAUGUAGAAGUUGCCAAAGGAACGAAUACUGGUGACAGGUCACAAAUUUUGAACUACGGUAUAUCACAUAUGUAUCCUUCUGCAAAAAACCAGCGAGGGAGCCAUUAUGUGAAGUUUAAUGUGGUUGUUCCAAAAAUAUAGAAAUUGCCCGAGGAUGGCGCUAUUUUGCGCCAUCCUCGGGCAAUUCAAAAAACCGGCUCCACACGGGAAUUGAACCCAUGUGUGGGGCCAUUUUUGGUAUGUGUAAAACAUCGACUUACACGCACCAAAAAUGGCCCCACACGUGGGUUCGAUUCCCGUGUGGGGCCAUUUUUUGAAUUGCCUGAGGAUGGCGCAAGAUAGCGCCAUCCUCGGGAAAUUUUCUAUAUGCACACCAGCACAAAAAGAAAUAUUUAAGAAGCUUUCUGAUUUGAAGCUAUAG